Molecule: messenger RNA, 534 nt
Organism: Penicillium salamii
Lineage: Eukaryota; Fungi; Ascomycota; Eurotiomycetes; Eurotiales; Aspergillaceae
Source: the annotation of a GenBank genome assembly
AUGUCGAAAACCCCCCCCCCAACCAACACGCCCGACGAAGCUAGGAUCCUAGCUAGUGUCCAAGCCCGCAGAGCGCCAAACCCUCUUCUCCCUCUGGACCUCGCCCUUCUUCACUCCUACCCCGUGACAGAAGGCUGGAACUCAUUCAUCGGCGCAAUCCGCACACGGACAGGCCUCUCGACUGUCAUUCGCGAGCUGGCUAUCUGCCGUGUGGCAGUUGUCAAUGGCGCACUAUUUGAGUGGGAGCAACACGCUCCCUUAUUGAAAGAGGGAGGGCUUAGCGAGGAGGCAUUGAAGGUUGUCGGGGAUGCGCAGGCGGAUUUCUCGUCCCCGAGUUUGACAGCCGAGCAGAGGGCCGUUCUGGCUUAUACAGAUGCUAUGACGAAGACAGUUACGGUCCCAGAGAAGGUGUUCGAACAAUUGAAGGCUUGCUUUGACGAGAAGGAGGUUGUAGAGAUUACGGCGACAAUCGCGGCUUAUAAUUGUGUUUCGAGGUUUCUGGUUGCUUUGGAUGUUGGGGAAAAGAACCACUGA